UAUAUAUCAUGCGUAUGCCUUUUGCAUUCCAAAUCAUAGCCACUCAUCACUGGCUCACCGCAAUUAAACGCCAUCUCGAUCGAAAGCUAGACUAACCAAGUAUAUAUACGAUCGAUGGCGUUCCGGCGCCGUUCAUGCAUCCCGGCGGCUCUGGCCGUCUUCUUCCUGCUGCUCGCCGGCCAGUCAACCGCCGGCGAAGACCAGACCGCCGUAAUCUGGGGCCGCCACGGCGACGAGGGCACCCUCCGUGAGGCCUGCGACACCGGCCACUACAACACCGUCAUCAUCUCCUUCCUCAGCGUCUUCGGCCACGGCCGCUACUCCCUCGACCUCUCCGGCCACGACCUCCGCCGCGUCGGCAACGACAUCAAGCACUGCCAGCGCAAGGGCAUCGUCGUGCUCCUCUCCAUCGGCGGCCAGGGCGGCGACUAUUCCCUCCCCUCCUCCCGCUCCGCCGCCGACGUCGCCGACAACCUCUGGAACGCGUUCCUCGCCGGCCGCCGCAAGGGCGUGCUCCGGCCAUUCGGCAACGCGGCGGUCGACGGCAUCGACUUCUUCAUCGACCGGGGCUCCGGCGACCACUACGACGAGCUGGCCAGGAAGCUCUACAGCUACAGAAACAACAAGGGGAAGGGGGUGAUGCUGACGGCGACGCCGCGGUGCAGGUUCCCGGACCGGCGGCUGGAGAAGGCGCUGGCGACGGGGGUGUUCGCGCGCAUCCACGUGAGGAUGUUCGGCGACGACGUGAACUGCACGGCGGCGCCGAGGGAGUCGUGGGAGAAGUGGGCGGCGGCGUACCCGGCGAGCCAGGUGUACCUCGGGCUGGUGGCCUCGUCGGAGCAGGACCCGGGAUACCUGUCGCCCAAGCCACUCUACUACACGCUGGUGAUGUACAUCAGAGACAGGCUCAACUACGGUGGCAAGAUGAUCUGGGACAGGUACUACGACAAGAAGACCGACUACUCCAUUGGAAAACUUAUUUAAAACCUAUAUAUAUACUCCUUUUUCCAUUGGGAGCAUGGAGAUAUAUAUAUAUAUAUAUAUAUAUACCAAGUAUUGAAUAGGGCUUAAUUUCUAGCUAUAUGGAAUAAUGUAAUCCCAUGUCGCAAUUAAAUAAGGGUGAUUAUCUAAAUUGUUGUUGUUUUUUGUAAUCCUCCAAAAUAAUAUCAAUAAAGUUCACUGCAUGUGAAAGUAAAAUCUUUAGUCA
Oryza sativa Japonica Group (Japanese rice) is the source of this 1207-nucleotide messenger RNA. Its product is annotated as xylanase inhibitor protein 2-like. Lineage: Eukaryota; Viridiplantae; Streptophyta; Magnoliopsida; Poales; Poaceae. The record is from RefSeq and is a predicted model, not a curated record. Gene Ontology annotation, molecular function: chitinase activity. Gene Ontology annotation, cellular component: extracellular region. Gene Ontology annotation, biological process: carbohydrate metabolic process.